This is a messenger RNA of Penicillium coprophilum, 624 nucleotides long. Its product is annotated as putative RNA binding protein Pym. The transcript is spliced from 2 exons. Bases 1 to 624 code for a protein of 207 amino acids. Gene Ontology annotation, biological process: exon-exon junction complex disassembly. Lineage: Eukaryota; Fungi; Ascomycota; Eurotiomycetes; Eurotiales; Aspergillaceae. Gene Ontology annotation, cellular component: exon-exon junction complex; cytoplasm. Gene Ontology annotation, molecular function: RNA binding. The record is from RefSeq and is a predicted model, not a curated record.
AUGUCCUCCAACGUCGCCCGGUCCGGCAUCACCACCGAUGCCCGAACCGGCGAACGAUACAUUCCCUCUUCAGUCCGUGCCGACGGCUCUAGGCGCAAGGAGAUCCGUGAUGUCGAACUCUACAAGAACCGGGCAGCGGCAGCAUGGAAGACCCGCGCAAAAGGCGGGGUGCCAGGUGCGGAAACAUUAAGCAGCGAAGACGACAAGACCAAGACCACAACGAUACCUACAACUACCACCGCUACUCCCGCCAGUAAUAAGAACGCCAAACGCCGCGAGGCCAGGCGAAAUGCCAAGGAAACCGACGAAGCCGGUCCCACCACCGAGGGCAAGGGCGCGCAUUCAAACAAUUGGCGUGUCCCCGCACCCACACCUAAGAAGCAAGAACAGCCCGCCGAGGAGCCUGUCGAUCUCGAGGCGGAGAAGGAGAAAAAAGCCCGCAACCUGAAGAAGAAGCUCCGCCAGGCGCGGGAUCUUCGCGAUAAGAAGCAGCAGGGAGAGGCGCUGUUGCCCGAACAGUUGGAGAAAGUCAUUAAGAUUCAGGAACUUGUCCGGCAGCUGGAUGUGUUGGGCUUUGAUUCCAAUGGGGACAAGAAAAAUGGUGACAGUAAUGAGAAUGCUUGA